Molecule: messenger RNA, 1104 nt
Organism: Penicillium paradoxum
Lineage: Eukaryota; Fungi; Ascomycota; Eurotiomycetes; Eurotiales; Aspergillaceae
Exons: 4
Coding region: 1-1104 (367 amino acids)
Biological process (GO): acyl-CoA metabolic process; fatty acid catabolic process
Cellular component (GO): peroxisomal matrix
Molecular function (GO): fatty acyl-CoA hydrolase activity
Source: RefSeq, a predicted model, not a curated record
AUGGCCAAACGCGUGACGCUUUUCGAUCCCCCCGCGCAGGACCAUUCCAAAUCUCUUAUCGAAAAUGUCCUCGACCUGACGCCAGUGGUGGACCUCGGCCCAGACGUCUUCACCAAUACCCGUCCGCUAUGGCAUCCCCCCGGAGCUCGAGGCAUUUACGGUGGCGCUGCGAUCGCGCAGUCCCUAUCAGCAGCCAUGCGGACCGUCCCCGCCGACUACGCCGUCCACAGCAUGCACUGCUACUUUGUGCUUGCCGGCGACUCCGAAAUCCCAAUCCUAUACCAUGUGGAGCGCGUCCGCGACGGCCGGAGCUUCAUCACCCGAACCGUGCAGGCGCGGCAACGGGGCCGGCCGAUCUUCACCACCACGUUGAGCUUCAGUCGCGUUGGCAGUGGUGGCGAGAAGACGAUCCACCACGCCGUGUCUAAGCCGGAGGUCCCAUUGCCCGAGGAUGCCGAGCCGGGAAGUUUGAAAGCCCUCAGCAAUGCGGGUGGGGGUCCGUUUGAAUCAAGGAAGGCGGGCAUUGUGAACCGCACUUCCCCCAAUCCAGAAGAUAAAAAGAUCCGCCGAUAUAUUCGCGCCCGAGGCGCAAUCUCCGAGCAGGGUGGAAACCAGGCCCACUUGUCGGCAUUGGCCUAUAUCACCGAUAGUUACUUCAUCGGCACUGUCGCCGUCGUCCACGAUAUCCCACGAUUCUCUUCCCCUGCUGAGCUUGAGAAGCUUCUGAACGCGCUUAAGAACCCAUCUGAUCUUGACGAUGAGGAUAUCCAUCGGGCUUUGAAGGAGUUGAAAGAAGAGGAAGCUGCAGAGCUGCGUCGUCGUGUAGAAGGUGCCUUGAAUAAGGUCGCGAAGAGCAAAACAGAUGCAGAUCAUAAGGAAGUUGGCAUGAUGGUCAGCUUGGACCACUCUAUUUAUUUCCACAAUCCGCGUGCCUUCCGUGCUGAUGAGUGGAUGUUGACCGAGAUGGAGAGCCCGUGGGCUGGCGAAGGACGAGGCUUGGGAAUCCAGAAGAUUUGGUCCAAGGAUGGACUGCUCAUUGCUACUUGUAUGCAAGAGGGUGUUGUGCGGUUAAAGCAAAACAAGCCGCCGUUGUCGAAGAUUUAG